AUGACCGUAAAUACCAAUAAUGCCAUCCCUCACUCCCAACUCGGUCGCCUCCCUGGUCGAAUCCGCUGUGUCGACUCAUUCACCUCUGCUCAGUCGGGUGGCGCAUGCCCGCAUGAUCAGAAUGCUGUGCUUGAUAGGCAGCCCCUAAGUGCAGUUUACAAGUUUAUUGAGUUUCUGUGGGCGGACGGGGAGUCUAAUUCGAUUAUGUUCUGUGCGUUUCUCAAUGCAUGCUCAGAUAUGUUGAAUUUGGAGCUCGGGAGACAGUUUCAUGGUUUUGUUAUGCGAUGUGGUUUUGGAAAAGAUGUGUCAAUUUUAAAUGGGCUUGUUGACUUUUACGGGAAGUGACAGGAGUUUGGGUGUUCAAUGAUGGUUUUUGAUCGAAUUGGUCAGCGGAACGUUGUUUCUUGGUGCUCUAUGGUGGCUGCUUGUGUGCAGAAUGAUGAGGAGGAGAAGGCAUGCGAGUUAUUUUCGCGGGCAAGGGAAUAAGGCGUUAAGCCAACUGACUUCAUGGUUUCGAGUGUUCUAAGCGCUUGUGCUGGGGUUGCGUGGAUUGAACAGGGUAGGUCAGUUCACGCAGUUGCAGUGAAAGCGUGUGUGGAGGGAAAUGUAUUUGUUGGGAGCGCACUUGUUGACAUGUAUGGAAAAUAUGAGAGCAUAGAAGAUGCCGAGCGUGCCUUUGAUGAGAUGCCUUUGUGGAACUUGAUCACUUGGAAUGCAAUGGUAGGUGCAUAUGCGCAUCAAGGACAUGCUGACAUGGCUUUGGCAUUGUUCGAGGAAAUGUGCGCCUGAAGUCAUGAGGUUAAACCAAAUUAUGUUUCAUUGGUCUGUGUAUUAUCAGCAUGUAGCAGAGCAGGGACCGUGCAAAUGGGGAUGCAGAUUUUUGAGUCAAUGAAAGCUAAGUAUGGAAUUGAACCAGGGGCAGAGCAUUAUACUUGUGUGGACUUGCAAGGCCGAGCUGGUGUGGUAGAGCGAGCUUAUGAGUUUAUUCCAAAGAUGCCAAUUUGUCCAACGGUUUCCAUUUACGGGCUCCUAGGGGGUUGUAAAAUGUAUAGGAAGCCAGAAUUGGGGAAGAUUGCAGCUGACAAGUUAUUUGAACUCGAUCCUAAAGACUGUCACUCUGGCAACAAUGCGGUGAUUUCUAACAUGUUUGCAGCUGCUGGAAGGUGGGAAGAAGCAACGCUUGUGAGAAAAAAAAUGAAGGAUGUGGGGAUAAAAAAGGGUGCAGGCUACAGUUGGAUCGCAGUCAAGAAUGCAGUCUAUGUCUUCCAAGCAAAGGACACCUCCCACGAAAGGAAUUUGGAGAUUCAGGCAAUGCUAACCAAGUUGUGGAGGAAAAUGGACGAAGCUGGGUACAUCGCCGACACCAAUUUUGCGCUGUUUGAUUUAGAGAAAGAAAAAGUAUCAGAAGUUUGGUACCACAGAGAGAAGAUUGCGCUUGCGUUUGGACUCAUAUCCAUCCCUCCCAGGGUGCCUAUAAGGAUCACAAAGAACCUUAGGAUCUGUGGGGAUUUCCAUGGUGCAAUUAAGUUCGUUUCUGGCAUUGUAGGUAGAGAAAUUAUUGUGAGAGAUAACAAUUGCUUUCAUCGCUUUAGAGAUGGUCAUUGCUCGUGUAGAGAUUAUUGGUGA
This is a messenger RNA of Pyrus x bretschneideri (Chinese white pear), 1626 nucleotides long. Its product is annotated as pentatricopeptide repeat-containing protein At4g14850. Gene Ontology annotation, molecular function: protein binding; RNA binding; zinc ion binding. NCBI's taxonomy places the organism in Eukaryota, Viridiplantae, Streptophyta, Magnoliopsida, Rosales, Rosaceae. Gene Ontology annotation, biological process: RNA modification. The record is from RefSeq and is a predicted model, not a curated record.